Amoebophrya sp. A120 is the source of this 13734-nucleotide messenger RNA. Lineage: Eukaryota; Dinophyceae; Syndiniales; Amoebophryaceae. The record is from the annotation of a GenBank genome assembly.
CUACUAACGCGGUCUCCGUCGAGAGAACAAAAAAUGUCGCUGUACUUGAUGUUCCCCUCCACGUAAAUAAAGUAGACCUUCUUGUCCAGUGAUUCUGAGUCCAAUUAUGGUAUUGCAAGAUGACUUUGGCACGACUGGAGUGGCAGAUUUGUUCAUAAGGGACCAACAAGGCGCACAAACGCGAGAGCAGGAUUUGAUUUCGCGAACCUCUACCCGGGUGGGCAACUUACGCGGACAACAAUCCGCUUCGCAAGACCCGGAACUGCAGCAGCACCAGCAGAAGGAGGUUGGUUGGGGCACCGUCGGAUUUCUGAUUGUGAUAAUUCUCCUUUUCGCGGGCGUGCAGUGCUUCAUCCUGUACUAUUCAAAUGAGUACGACAAGAAAAAAAGGUACGAGCAGUGGCUGCGCCAGAGGGGGUCUCUGCUGAGGAAUCACAGUGGAAACAACGGCUCCUCGUCGGGGACCAACAGUUUAAACAAUUCGAACCGGCGACGGGUCCUGAACGCAACUCCUUUAACGCCCAUCCUCGAGGGCACCGAGCUGGCCAAAGGAGAGCAGCAGGACGAGAACACGGAUUUGCCUUCGACUUUGUCGCCGCCAGGGGCAUCUACUUCUAGUGCCGGUACUGGGGCGCCGAGCGUCGAGUUAGCUUCUCCAACGACGACAACGCCUGGUGGAGGUUUUUCCUCGGGCAUUGCUGCAGGCGCAAGAACAGCUUCCUCGCUCGUACAGAAGAAGGUUCCGCUGUGAUUGAAUCAUCUCGGAGCAGCUGUUUUCAUCGUCUGUCGUGCUGACAGCAAAGAAGAAAGGAAUAGACGAACUUCUCGUCUUGUAGAACUUCUAGCAGGAGAGGAGCGCUACUACGAGAAGGAAAAACCAUGCCAUCCGCGGACGUUUCAACAUCCCUCGAUCCUGCGACCGAGAUGUCCACGGCCUCUCCCACAGCUGUAGAGACCACUACAACUCCAGCAGCCGCGAACCCGCGGCAGCAGAAGAAGCAGUGGGCCCGCGACAGCCACUUCGGUCCGGUCGUGAAGCAGUGCCUGAACCGCGUGUUGCACACCCGACCGAAGGACCCGUUGACCGCACUGGCCGACGAGUUGGGGAGGUACUCCAACACGAGUUUGAAACGGUGGCUGGACUUUGAAUUAAUCGAUUUCACGCUGGAGACGGUCGAGGGAGGCACGGGAAACAAUGGUGGGGAAUUACAGGGCGUCGAGGGCGGAGCAGCUGCCGCUUCCGUUACGGCGGGAGACGGUUCUUCUGUGCAGUUUGGGUUCCGCCCAGUUUUGUCCAUCCGCGGUUUUCCGGUCGUGUCUGAGGAGUUGAUCACCUGCCCGUUCAAACCCUGUCCCGAGGUGAAGGCGGAAGAGGACGCAACCAUCCAGUUUCCGGGGUACCCCGCCUCGCCGCCAGAGGGGGAAGAGGCGAUAGAGCUGAUUGGGAUUGGACUGAAAAAACUCACCGCAGUGCCGCUGUCUGAUGUCGAGAAGGUGAAGGUACAGCACCGCUUCAAGCAGAACUGCGCAAACGUGCUAGCGGCGAUCGUCGAGUCCCUCACGAGUCAAGACUGCGAUGCGGUUCUUCUACUCGACCAGAUUCUCUCCAACAUCGUCGAUAUGGAGCAAGAAAGGGUGAACACCUGCGUCGAAGAAGCCGUAGCAGCGGUCGAGGAAUUGCAAAGACUUGCCCGCUAUGCAUUGCAAAUUUUAGUUUCUGUGUCCGGUCGUGGUCGUCUUCUGAUGAUGCAAAUUCGAGAGAUUCUAGGAAAUUUCCGUUUUUAGCUGCGUCUUCAGAAUCAAUUACGUCUGACAAGUUUGGAAAAAGAUAGGUCUUGCAACCAGCUUCCAGAGGGCCCGGCCAGACACCAGAAUUGCAAUCCAUACCUUCGUCGGCGGCUCAGCCAACGCGAGCGAAGACGGGGGCAACAGCCCGCACGGGUCGCAGCACGGCAGCAACAGUCCGCCGGGCAGCCGGGAAGGUGGUCUCGGAGACCACGGAAGUGCUGGCGAGAACGGACCGGGCAAUAACGAGGACGAGGAGGAGGAGGGCGAAAAGUUCGACCCUUCCAACGCAGUCGCGGAUUGCCAUCCUUGCUUUACCAGAACGGAAAUGAAGCAGCUGCAGUGGUUAUCAACUGCAAAAAUGUCUGGGUCUGGAAGAAUGCCAGACUUGUCAUGCAGGUUUUCCAUGACCCAUGAGGUCUGGUAUGUAGGACAGAGCAUGACAGAUUCUGUGCGAGUGCUAUCAUGCCUAUCCCGCAUGAGAAACUGCCUCUCGAUUAGGUCAAAAGUGGUCAGCUUUAGUUGGUAAGCAUGCAACACAGAUUUUUAUACAUGAUUCAGAUUUAGCAUGACAGACCCAGACACUUUUGCAUUUGAUAGUGGUCGUUGCUCGAACUGAUCCGGAAAUACAGCGAUGAGGAAUUGAAACCCAUGAACGACGUCUUCCGACGGGAAUUGUGUACGAGCUCCAACAGCCUCCGCGACGUCGCUAUGCAGAACAAAAGUAUCUAUACACAGUCACGCAUUGUGAUGUAGAUGUUGCAGACCAACAAGCAGGGCAAACGAGUUUUGUCAUGCCGGAAAUUAUGCUUUCCCGCUACUGUAAUAUUUCAGGCAUGCUUUCCCGUAUGAUCUGCGCACUAAAGCUAGUGCAUGUAAAUAGUUUUCUUCGUCAACAGCAGAGCAAGUUUCUGUACCCGAAAUUGUUCCAACACGGGCGUAACUGUAACAAUUUUAUCCUUUGAAAGUGGCGGAGCUAGAAUUACUCACCGACAGCAAGGCGGAAGUUGCGGAGUCGAUGCUUUUGUCGGAAGAAGUAGAAAUCGCUGACGAUGCCGGGGGCAACAACGGUGGCGGGGGCGACCACGGCGAAACAAUACCGGAACCAUCAUCGUCGGCUGCGUCCCCCGAAAAAAGCAAGACAGCGGAAGACGACAAGCUGUUCCCUCCACCACAGUUCGCCAAGCCGCAACCAAACCCAAGGAAGAAGCAGGAGCUGUACUUCGCGCUCAAGUAUCAAGUGCAAAAAUGUCUGGGUCUGGAAGGUGCCAGGUUUGUCAUGCGCAUGCUGUAUGAUCCAUGCCGCCUGUAAUGCAUGCUCUAGCAUCACAGAUUUUUAGAAUGCUUCCUGAUACCCAUUCCGCAUGAGAAAUGCCCUGUCCGCGCAACACAAACUUGACUGCUGUUGCUGGUCAAACAAUACAAUUUUUUUUGGAAUCCAAAGACUGACAGCAUUACAAUCCAGACCCAUACAUAUUUGCAAUCCAUAUCAAGGAGGCGGAACGGAUAAAACAGGAAAACGAGGCGAACACGCUGGUGAGGCUGGCGGAGGAGUGCAGGCUAGAUUACUUGAAACAAAACUCCUCGACGUCUAGUAGUAUGCACAGGGAAGUCGAAGUUAUUUACCGUAGACAAUUGGCACAGAAAAUGCAGUCCCGUACUCUUGUUGGGCUUCAAAUCAUCUGGCAUUUCUAUUUCACUAGUACUUGUUGUUGUGAGCAGGUGCAGGAUUGCGGUAAAUUUCUAUUGCAUAGAAACCAGCACAAGCAGUUCAGUUUCCGACGCCGCCAAACGGGAAUCGAUGAAGUUGCAGCUUGAUCACUGGAAGAAGCAGGGCUAUCCGCUUUUGUCCUGCUCUAUCAAAUGUAAAAAUGUCUGGGUCUGGAACAAAACAACUUGUCAUGCUAAAUCUGAAUCAUGUAAAAAUCUGUCUUGCAUGAUUACCAAAAGCUGUCCUCUUUCGACCUAAUCGCGAGGCAGUUUCUCAUGCAGGAGAGGCAUGAUAGAACUCUUGCAGAAUCUGUCAUGCCAUUUCCUACAUACCAGACCUCAUGGGUCAUGGAAAACCUGCAUGACAAGUCUGGCAUUCUUCCAGACCCAGACAUUUUUGCAUUUGAUAUGCUCGAAACUGCUCGUUUCCAGCAAGGAUUCGGACUUACUUCCCGAAAACGCCUAUCCUGAGUAAAAACGUACCCACGCCAGAGUUGUAAUGCAGAUUUGCAAAGACGGGAAGACUUGUAAUGCGCAUCCCCAUGAGAGCCAUUUCCAAUCGUGUUUUGGAAUUUGUGAUGCUGUGAACAGGAUGAGCAGCUGGAUAUGUGACGCGGCUGCACUUGCUAACCUGCACUACACUGCAGAGUGCAACUUGUCAUGCGUGACUCACAAAACUCCUAGGUUUGUGUUGCAAAAUCCCCAUCCUGACUCUGGUGUGGGUACGUUUUUACUCAGGAUAACGCCAGUCUGGGCAUCGCGCUCUCCAUCUGGAGCUGUGGCGCCGGGCCCUUCGCCGCGGAGUGCAAAUACAGUGGGGGCGGAGCAGGGGAGAGUAGGUAGUUUGGUGUUCUUGCGAUUUUCUUUUUUCGCUUUUUAUGUGAUAAAUUAGUGUCGACACCAACGCAACUCGAACUCCAACAUCCAUGGCGGGGUCUCGAUUCUGAUUUGGUUUUGAAAGACCACAUCAUAGAAAAGGGAGAAAAAAGUCCGAUCGAUGGCCUUCGACGGAUGUUGCGGUAGACACGCAAAUAAAUGCUUCACGACUCGUCGGAGGUUCUGAGCGGAUGCUUCACGACUCGUCGGAUAUGAAGAAUACCGUUAGGCACGGGAACUCCUUUCACAAAACAAUCACAAAGUAAUAGUAAAAUUUUUCCCCUCUACAGUUCGUCCUCCAGUACCGCAACUUCCGGCCUUCCGCCCCUGAACGCGUUCGAGAUCACGAUGAAGCACCUCGCUGCCAUCCGUUCGGAGCUCGCGACGCAGCUCGGCGCCGCCCCCGAUACUAGCAGCGCCACCUCUGCGGCGGAGCCGCUUUCCCUUCCGGCCAGUGCGACGCUGGCGGACGGCGUCACGAUGCUGGAGAAAACCAUGAGGCAGCUGUUUCCAACCUUGCACACGGAAUCAGAGGAGAAGGCCGGGAUCCGCAGUCGGAAAAGGAUCGAGUACACGGAGCCAGAGAACAUGAACCGCUCGGAAGACGAUAACCAGUCUGGUAUUCUCAGUAAAAACGUCCACACGCCUUCCCAUAGUCAAGAUGGCGGUAUGAAUCGGCUACACAAAUGAAAAAGUUCUGGCUGUAGUUGCGCAUGACGCAUCUGGGCUCCUAGUGUAGUAGUCGUGUGUACGCUUAGCUAGUGCACUCGCACGAGCAGAGACCUAUCACCUUAUCAUUGCACCUCCUAGAGCACCAUAACAAACUCCUCGCCCCAAACAGAAGAAACUACAAAACGCUCUUCAUGGGGCUGCGUAUGAAAAACAUUUGAAGCAUCGAGAUUUGCAUGACAAGUCUGGGAAGAUGGAAGACGUGUUUCCACUGGAUACCGGGGUUGGAGACCAUGCCGCAGGAUAUGAUUCCGAAGGAGAAGAUUUUUGCAAAUUUCCUCAAGGAAGCGGAAGAAGUGGAUGUCGUCUAUGACAUCGAGCGAAAGCCGUAUGGCACGAAAUUCUUCUACGAAAUUCUCGUCGACUGCAAUAUACGCAGUGUAAAAGUAGAAAUAUCGUUCGUACUAGUAGCAAUUAUUGCAUCACAAAUUUUUCCACAGAAGAACAAGAAAAUGUAGCUUGUCAUGCAGAAUCAGUUAUGGAAGAACGAAAAACUACUGAAACGUCAGUGACGCAUGAUUGCGAGUUCUAGUACAAGUACGAUAGCCUUUUCGUUUUCCAGUCGAUACAUAUCCAAGAAAAAAACAUUGUAGGUGUAACUUUUUUGGAGGAACAGCAUUACAAAUCUGUCUGGCGUGACAACAAAAACCUGUCAUGCGCAAAUUAAUAGUAAGUGAAAACGCCCUUUAAUGGAGCCUACAAUGCAUGCCAAGCAUGACAGACGCAAUCACCUUGCAUGUUGCGCAUCACAAAUUUACAUUAGCAGCGUUUUUUUCUUGGAUAAUACAGUAUGAACAAAGUGAACACGACGAUCAACGACGAAGUCGUCGAUUUGGUGACGUUAUGAAAUGCAAAUAUGUCUGGGUCUGGAAACUUGUGAUGCUGGUUGGCGAAUCAAGAGAACGCCAGAAAUGACGGCUCAGCAUGACAGGUUUUUGAGUCGCUUGGUGUUGCCUAUUCUGCAUGAGAAGCUGGGUUUUUGCAUGACACAAAAGUGGCGCUUUUGGGUACCUUGCAUGACAGACUUGACAGUCAUGCUAGCAGAGCAUGACAAACCUGGCACUUUUCCAGACCCAGACACUUUUGCAUUUCAUAGACGUUUGAACCGGUGGAGAACGUGGCCGAGCUAUCCAGGAAAAAAACUGUGUAACUGUAAUUUUGUAGGAAGAGCAGCAUGAUCACAAAUUCGUUUUGCAUUACAGGAAAACCUGUCAUGCGCAGCUAGUUGUGCGUGAAAAGGAAAACACGUAUGAAAGUAGCCUAAGACGCAGAUCCAGCAUGACAACUGUAACAGUUUUGCAUUUUCUGCAUCACAGACUUGCACUCGCAUAGUUUUUUUCUUGCAUACGACCCGCUCCCGGAUGAGGAGUACGCGGCGAAAGUCCAGGAGGAAGCGGAAUCGCUUAUCAGAUUGAACAGUGUCUUCACCCCACAACUAACUUGAAAGUACUUUAUUUGUAUCUAUAGGCAAAACUUCCCAAAAAUCCCAAUCUGAAGAUAAAUAAACUAUUCUCCAUGUUGUCGCAUGUCUCAGCGUCGGCAUCGCAAUUUUUUGAUGGUGCGUUGCAACAAUUUUAAUUCCAGAAGAGCCCAAAAAGAAAAACCGCCGGGCCUGUUUUAGGACAGAUGCUUUGCGCACCGAGAUAGAUUCGGCAUUAGAGAGACUCAUAGUCCCUUCAUGCAAGACAAAAUGGGUUGAGGUCAUGUGAAAAGCUUCAUGCAAGACAAAAAGUGACCAUGUGGAAGUGAAAACGUAAACUUUGCAUCAGAAAUGUUCCCAACUAACUUUCGGGGGUGGGGCGCUUUUCACUGUAAUAUCGUGGCAGAAAGAGGCGGAGGAACAGGGAACGGAACUGGACCCGGAAGAGGAGCAAAGAAUAGCAGCCGAGCAGGAGGAGAAACGGAAAACGCACCUGGCAAAGUGGGAGCGCCGGUGUUUCGUGCUGCAGUUUCCGGAAAACAUGUAUUUCGUGGAGGGGAAGCUGCAGGCGAAAGUGGGUAUGGAUUGCAAAAAUGUCUGGGUCUGGAAAAUUGCAGCUUGUCAUGCUAAAUCUGGAUCAUGCAAAAAUCUGUGUUGCAUGAGUGCCAAAAGCUGCACACUUUCGGCCAAGUUGGGAGGGGAUUAAUUUCUCAUGCAGGAUAGGCAUUAGAAAGGUCUCGCAGAAUCUGUCAUGCUAAGUCCUACAUACCAGACCUCAUGGCUCAUAGAAAACCUGCAUGACAAAUCUGGCAAUCUUCCAGACCCAGACAUUUUUGCAUUUGAUAGUGGGCAGCGUGUGGCAAAUACCGAAGGUGGUCGUGCGGAAAAAUCCCGAGGUUGCGACUUGGAUAGAGGAGUACAUCAGGACUUCCACGAUUCAUUGAAUUUUUUCAUUUUUGCUGUUACAACGCGAUGAAUUUUUUCGAGAGUCUACCAUGCAUGGAGCUUGCAGUGACAAGUUGUCACUGACAGCUCCGAUUUCUUUAUUUGCGACCUAGCGCAUGCGUGCAUGCGUGCAUCUGUAUUCUUCCGUGAGGAGAACUACAACAUUGGAAACGAUAUCCGCACGUACAAAACAAAACAAUUGUGUUAAAUUGGUUCACAAAGGUAUGGCGCCCGCCUUUCCGGGUCCAAGCCCUCCACCGCGAACUCGAUGCAGCCCCCUCCUGAGGGCGAGGAACAGGAACCCAUUCCUCCCAAGCCCGACCAUUUCUCCGAGACGCUUGGGGAAUACUGCAACAAGCUCGAGUCCUUGAGUAACUUGAAAUCGCAGGAAAACAAGUCCGAGUCCGAGCAAACUGCGACGAUCACACUCAUCAACCCACUACCCUCGUCCUCGAUUUUCUGUUCGAAGCCGUUGAAAAUGCGGUUCCGCGGCACCAAAACGAAGACCAAGACGGUGAUUACCGACCCGAGCGGCGCCAUCGGUGCGGCGUACGGCUGCUACCGGCACACCAUGCAGGAGGGCCCGGGCUUCACGAUCAGUGAGAUGAUGAUGCUGAGCGAGAAGUCGUUAUCCUGAGUAAAAACGUCCCCACCCCAUAGUCAUGAUGGGAAAUCAGCUAGACAAAUCUACACGCUUAGGGCGUUCUUGCGCAUAACAAGUUCGGUCCCGUGCUGUAGUCCUGUUUACCUCGUUCAGAAGCAUCACACAUCUAGCCUACCAUGCUGAUCCGAGCACUACAAAUUCCAAAACACGGCUAGCAACUCCUGUCAUGCUCAUGUGCUGGCCCCGCAUGAGAAACAUUUUGAGCAUGUGUUUUUGCAUGACAACUCGGGGGUGGGGACGUUUUUACUCAGGAUAGUCGUGGCAGCCGAGUUUGAUUGAGUUGGACAGUGACGCACUGGAGAAAGCCGCAAGCAUAUCGCAAGAAAAAAGUGUUACAGUUACACAUUGUGUUGCAGGCCAAGCAAGACAGACGUUCUCUGUCAUGCCGGAUAUGCAUAGAAGCCUCGUUUCAUGGGUUUUUUUCCCUAGGAUUUCUGCAAUACUCUCAUGCAGAGAAAUUUGUGUUGCCGAAUUGACUACAAGUGUGUAUAUUGUAGCACUUUUUUCGUGGGAUAAAGCACGAGUCUCGGGAUGGUGUUGGCAUUGCCCCGGUCCGCGCGACUCUGGGACUUACCGGUUGCGAGUUUGAGCACCGAGGGCGGCGCACCAGCAGUAGACGGCACCGACGAGGGUGUCGCGGGUACUAAAACCAGCAGCUCCAGUAAAUUUGGCGCGCUGAUGACGCAAUUUUUCUUGCAGGUCGCAGCUGUCGUGGACGAUGGUGGAGCGAUGGGAAGAGGUGCGAGCUCUACUAUCCACCUGUGUAAAAACGUGUUUUUGAUGCCCCCACCUGAUACGAUUGUCAAAUCUGCUUUAACAGGCAAAAUUUUCCGAAGCUCCGAGACUCGCGCAUGCAAAGCUUCGGUAGGUUAUGGUGUGGUAGUCGUGCUUAGCCUGCUAGUGGUCUUCUGACCGCGAUGUCAAAGACAUACUGUCUGCCUCUAAUUAGAGGUUGACAAAUUUCGAUUUCCAAACGUAAUUAGAGAAACGAUGCCAUGAGAAGCGGCCCUCGCAUGAGACAGACACAUUCUGAGCAUUGAGAUGUGCAUGACAAAAACCCGGCGUGCUGGCGGGUACUUACGUUUUUACACAGGAUGCCUAGUUCCCAAAGUUCCUCGGCCAACCGCGGUGCAGGAGGUCCUGCACGACGGGAUGAUAUCACCGACCCCUCGAUGGUGGUUCCCGAUGACGAGCUUAGUUACACGGAGUUUGCGGACGCGUUGACGUCGCUGGACGUUAUCAAAGUGAAAAAUCCCCCCUCCCCAUAUCGAACCGGGGAUUUCUGUUGCUGGAUUUGUGUACACAAAGCAGCUCGGUCUUGCAGUGCGGCACUGCAGGCAGAGCCUAGGCCGGCGAAGGAGUGUUUUGGUGUAGGUGCGUAGCAUAGCAGAGGCCUGCCAUGUGGCCGCAUCAGCAUUCCAAAUCGCCUGCAUAAUGCGGCGGAUUCUUUGGCUUUACCUUCUUGCAAGAGAAGCGGGAUUUGUGGCCACAAAUCAGCAUCGCAAACUUGUAAAAAGCUGCAUACCUUUUCACUCAGUAGGGGGAGGGGGAUUUUUUCCUCACAAUAGACGUGUUCGUACGGUCUGCGUCCACGCUGCUCGGCUACGCGGUGGAUAAGGUCGAAGAUCCGAACAAGUCGGAAAAUUCCGAAAAUUCCCGCCCGGGCAGCAAACAGUCGGGGACCAGUAAAAAGUCGAGCUCCCAGAAAACGUCGUCCGACCUGGAAGAGCAGGGUGGUGCCAUCUCCAUCAAAAAACGGUACAUUUCGCCGGAAGAGCAAAACUUCGUGCGGAAACGGUUCUGCGAACCCCUGCUCUGCCCGUUUCUGAACGCCGGUGGUGGUGGUGGGGAACAGAGUAAAAAGGCGACGAUUACACGGUCCGACUUUUGCUAUCUGGGGCAAUUCAACGGAUUCGCCAGUUUUCAAGUGAUGCAGAUGCUGCUGGGCGUGCUCAUCGAGUCGUUUCCGGACUUGACGGACAAGUACCAAUUGGUUGGCGACGCGGUCUUUUCCCUGGCCGCAGACGAAGAGGAGGACGAGGAGGACACCGGGGCGGUGAAGGUGGCACCCACAAAAUUGCCCUGCAUCGAUUUCUAUGCAUUGCAAAUAAGUAUGUCUGGGCCUGGCAACUUGUGAUGCUGGGUGGCGUAUCAUGAGGAGGCCACGAGUGCUGGCUCAGCAUGACAAGUUUCUGAGCUUCUAGGUGUUGCCUAUUCUGCAUGACAGCCUGUGUUUCUGCAUGACAGAAAAAUGGCGCUCUUGGGUAACGUGCAUGACAGAUUUGGGAGUCAUGCCAGACAAGCAUGACGAACUCAAACAUGCAUUCUUCCAGACCCAGCCAUAUUUGCACAUUAUAACUUCGUCGACAGAAUGCAGAAUUUGCCGGGGAAGGCCAGAAGAGGGAAGGAUGCGAUGGAGAAGGUACGACUCACUAGUUGAACUAAGUUGUACGAUUUCGUACGCGACGAAAGCAGGGCAAGUUGUGCAACAACGAACUGACUCAGGAUCAUUUAUUUUGCUUCGUCCUCCCACUAGUACUACUUGUACUUCUUAUGCGUGCUAUAAUAGGGCAUUUUAGUAUGUGCUUCCGAACAAAAGCAAAACACUAUUUCGACAAGGUCUUUGUGGCCCUGCACACUGACCGCACGGCGAUUGAUCCGAGCUCCAAUCAAACCGGGUUGUCGAAGCUCGACCUGAAUCAGCUCCCCAUCUUUGCUACGCAUUGCAAACGUGUCGCACUACUACGUAGAAAUUCCAUUCCAAAGGAGCUACUCAAAAGAAAAGGUGGAAUCUGUAAAAAUGCUCACUCCACUUCCACACCGACAGCAGGCAAGAAGGUAGAUUUGUCAUGUUGUACUGCAUUUUAUACUUCUAUGUUUAUCUACGAGCAGUGCGAUAUAAUUGCUUUUGCACGGGAUAUAUGCGCAGCUUCAGAAAUUUGCGCAAGUAGGCCGGUUAUCAAAUGUAAAAGUGUCUGGGUUUGGAAGAAUGCAACUUCUCAUGCUGCAUUUGGAUUCCAAAAAGAUCUGUAUUGCAUGAGUACCAAAGGAUAUGUAAUUUUUGCUACGCGGAGAGGGCAUUUGUCAUGCGGAAUAGGCAUCAAGUUCAAGAAGCUCACAAAAAAUCUGUGAUGCUAGGGCAUGCAUCACAGACAUCAGGGCUCAUGCAAACCGUGCAUGACAAGUGUCAGAAUCUUCCAGACCCAGACACUUUUACACUUGAUAUCGGUUGAAGGACUUUCUUUUCGCUGAAUUCGGCGAUUUGCUGAACGUCUUCAAGUAUCCACUGCAGAAGUUUCGCACUUGUACUGAUCUCGGUCGUGCAUGACAGAUCUAUUGCCUAUUAAAGGGAAUCCGCAUUGGAAAUUGCAUUCGAUUUGUUGGAAAAAAUAAAAAUUUCUAUUGCAAAUCGUACGUAGUGCGAUACUUUUGCAAUGCAUAUCGAGCAUUUGGAGCAAAAGCUAGGCGACGCCUCGGAGCUGGAGUAUCAGUUGAAACUGGAGCAAGAGGUGGAGAUCCUCAAGUCCGCCGAUAUGAAGAAAAAGCGGCAGCUAGAACUGGAGAAAAAGAAGGAAUUCGAAGAGAACGGGGGGAAGUCGGUGCAGGAAGUACUGGAGAAUAUGCAUUGCAAAAGUAUUGUACUAGUAUAAAUUGCAUAUCAAAUUUUCCCAAGAACAAAAAUGCAGUUUGUCAUGCUAUUUCAGGUAGAAAGUUGGAUUCGUCGUGCAUAUCUGCAAUUUAUUAGUACGAAUGCGAUACUUUUGCACAGGAAAGAGAACCGGGUAUUGCAAUUGCUACCGGGAAAAGUGCCCGUAGCGGCGUUUGGGAAAUUUCUGUUGGAAGAUCGACCCGCGGAAUUCGGUGGCAAGUUCAGCGAAGAUCAGUGCAAACAGGUAUGAUAGAUUUAUCAGACGACGCGGCUUUAUUUACUUUUCCUAGGGGAAGACAAAGAGAAAGACGUUGUCGUUGAAAUGGUGCUGGUGGAAAAUACUCCUAAAAAAAAGGUCGACAGAAAGUAUAAAUAUUAUGAGCAAUUUUUCUAAGAAAUUUUACGAAAAGAUAAACGCACAACAGAUCCUGGCCAUCCUCGACCCGGAAAAGAAAGGCUACCUGACUUCGAGCACCUUCACGAAGUUGCACGAUUUCCACUUGGUGCUGUUUCUGGAUCAGCUGCAGCUGUUGAGACCUACGCCUUGCAAAAGUCGUGUCGACGUAGCUCGUAGUACCAUUAGCUCUGUGCUGUUUCUAAGUUCGGAAAAUGGAGGACGCGUGAAGGGUAUAGCACGGGUCCUUGGAUCAAGAAUUGCCACGACGCGAAAUUUUGGCAUUUGGUCUCAAGAACAUGAUGCCAGGGUUGAUUCUUAUUGGAUAACGAUAAACACAGGGGUUGACCACCAGAAUGUCAAUGUUGUCAUGCUACUACCACGAUGAAAAUGAAAAUAAAACGCGACCGCACUUUUGCGCGUGAUACCAAAAUUUCUGAAGCAAAAAUACGAAUCCUGCGCAGCAGCCUUCAACGUCAUCGCCAAGGAGCAAGAGGAAAUCAGCAGGGCAGACUUUGUUGGGAGAUUCGGCACGAUUUUCAACUGCCCCGACGCAACGGCGGAUAUCAAAUGGAAAAAAACUGCAAUGCGAUGUAGUGUGUUUGUGCAGAACAUAAAUUUUGAUGACCACAAGGAGCUCAAUUAAACAUCAGAGACGCCUUCUGGCAAGAGUAAAUUAACGAGUCUGGUGUCUCGGCCUGCUCGUGAGCUUAGUGCCAAACGGUAGGUGAAGAUGUACUCCUGAUAAUCGUAGUCGCAACGUUACUAGUGAUGUAAGUAUUAUGGAGACGCUUGUAUGGCCAGUCAGGCUAUACAAAUCUUCGCACUACAACUCGGACUUUUUGGUAUGCAGUCAGAAAACGUGUUGUUUCAGUUUUUCUCCCCUACAUCGGAGCUGCCGAAUUUGUUGUUUACGUUGCUAGACUGGAGCGGAAUCGACGUAUUUUGAAUCCUUAUGGGUUUUGAAAGAUAAAGAUCUGCAUCUGCAUGUGAAAUCUUCUACUGCUUGUUCGUUCCUACGCAAUAUGUUUCCUUGUCAUGCUGUUUUCACUGUCGGUUCUUGGCUUCUCCUUCCGCCCCGUGUUGUCGCGAUCGGUGGACUUGGAUCAGCAGCAAUUAUAGUGUAAAAUGAAACGCGAUCUUCCACACCAGGUCGUUACCGAGGCGGAUUUCAUCGUGCUGGAGCACAUGAACCUUUCCCAAGUGAAGUUGAUGGUAUCCGACGUGAAGGUCAGUGACCAGCUGGAAGUACUGAGGCAGGAUCUCCAGCGCGCCACCGGGCUCGAGCAGGACGCAAAAGAUUGGUCGCUGUUUUGGGAUAUGCACAGGACAACAGACCUGAUGCUGCGGACAGGCGGUCCUCCGGAACUAAAAAGAAUGCAGGGAUAAGGAUAUCUAUGGAAGAUCUGAUGUCAUGUUCAUGUAUAGUUCGUAGCCAAGCCGCCAUUUGGUAAUGGCUUCAGGGCACGAACGAAAGACAAAGUUCUUGACAAACUGCGCCACUUUUGCAUCGCUGCAAGCAUGUACGUUUAUGCUUUUCCGGGAACCGCCUGAGACAAUCG